AUGAUGAUAUCUGACUUGCUCGUUGUUACAACACCAUUCGGUGUUGUUGCUGGUGAGAAGGAAGUAGUUCUUGAUUCUAAUGGGAAUCCAGUAAAGUCCACUGCUCUGUAUUUCCUCAAGGUCCAGAGUCCGGAAAGGACAUCAUGGAUUUCGCGUUACGGAAGUGGCAUAUUAAGUUUCGACCCAUGCCCAAAAAGAGUGGUAUCGGCCCCUGCUGGAAUUAUGAACCCACCUGAAGCAUUUGCAUUUGACUUAUCAUCAGAUGUGGUACGUGUAUCAACAGAGCUUAACAUCAGGUCGGUAUUAAUGCCCCCUAUCUGCCGUGAGACCGGGUAUUGGAGAGUCGAAGAUAGGUCAUCGUCAACCAAAGCUGUAGUCCUGACGGGGUCUAAGUCGAGCAAUGACAGCACCUUCACCAUCAUGAAAUCUUCCGACGGACUUUACAAGAUUUCUUUCGGCGGUGUUGACAAACCAAAGGAACUCGGUUUAGAAAAAUUAGACGACCGUGGUACAUGGGUCUUGGGUCUGGACCGACUCUGGUUCUCCUUUUGGAAUAAUUCGGAUCCUCCACUUCUAUGUCCUGAUUCUCCUUUUCAUGGGUCUUGGGUCUGGACCGACUCUGGUUCUUCCAUAAUUGUUUAG
Brassica oleracea var. oleracea is the source of this 642-nucleotide messenger RNA. RefSeq lists its product as uncharacterized. Bases 1 to 642 code for a protein of 213 amino acids. NCBI's taxonomy places the organism in Eukaryota, Viridiplantae, Streptophyta, Magnoliopsida, Brassicales, Brassicaceae. The transcript has a single exon. The record is from RefSeq and is a predicted model, not a curated record. Gene Ontology annotation, molecular function: endopeptidase inhibitor activity.